CUCGGCAGCGCGCGCGCGCUCCCAGUCUCCGCCACCCACCAGCUCCGGCACCAGCAGCAGCGCCGCCGCCACCGCCCACCUUCUGCCGCCGCCGCCGCCACAGCCACCUUCUCCUCCUCUGUCCUCUUCUAUCCUCGCCUUCUGUCGAUCAUCAGGCUUUGAACCAGUAUGGCUGAACCCCGCCAGGAGUUUGACACAAUGGAAGAUCAUGCUGAGGGCUACACUCUGCUCCAAGACCAGGAAGGAGACAUGGACAAUGGCUUAAAAGAGUCUCCCCCACAGCCCCCCGCCGAUGACGGAUCGGAGGAACCAGGGUCCGAGACCUCUGAGGCUAAGAGCACUCCAACCGCUGAAGACGUGACUGCACCCCUAGUGGAAGAGAGAGCUUCCGACAAGCAGGCCGCUGCCCAGCCCCACGCGGAGAUCCCAGAAGGAACCACAGCUGAAGAAGCAGGCAUUGGAGACACCCCGAACCUGGAGGACCAAGCCGCUGGGCACGUGACUCAAGAGCCGGAGAAGAUCCAGAAUUUCCCAGAAAGUUUGCUUGGCAAGCCAGGGCGCCCUGAAGGCCAGGCUCCAGACUCAGGGAUCUCUGAUUGGAUCUGCCAACGGGUGCCUAGCGUGUCUGGGGCUCCCCUCCUGCCACAAGGCCUCAGAGAGGCUACGUGCCAACCUUCGGGGACAAGACCUGAGGAUGUAGAGAGAAGCCACCAGCCCUCUGAGCUGCUGCAGCAAGAGCCACCUCUGAAGGAGGGAUGGGGCAAAGACAGGCUGGGGAGUGAGGAGGAGGUGGAUGAAGAUCUUGACAUGGAUGAAUCAUCCCAGGAGUCCCCUCCCUCCCAGGCACCCCUGGACCCAGGCAGGGCAGCCCCUCAGCCUGUCUCCAGGGAAACCACCGGCAUGCCUGGGCUCCCAGGUGAGGUUGCCGUGCCACUUCCUGUUGACUUCCUCUCCAAAGUCUCCACAGAGACCCAGGCCUUGCAGCCCGAAGGGCCUGGCACAGGGCCCAUGGAGGAAGGGCACGAGGCUGCCCCAGAGUUCACAUUCCACGUUGAAAUCAAAGCCAGCAUGCCGAAGGAGCAGGAUUUGGAAGGGGCAGCGUUGGUGGGGGCCCUUGGAGAGGAGCAACAGGCCCAGGGCCCCUCUGUGGAAAAGGACACCCCAGAGGCUAGCCUUCUGGAGCCAUCCGAGAAGCAGCCCGCAGCUGGACUGCCGGGAAGGCCAGUCAGUCGGGUCCCUCAACUUAAAGCUCGAGUGGCCGGUGUCAGCAAAGACAGGACUGGAAGUGACGAGAAGAAAGCAAAGACAUCCACACCUUCCUGUGCUAAAACCCUGAGCAAUAGGCCCUGCCUUAGCCCCACACGCCCCAGUCCUGGUAGCUCAGACCCUUUGAUCAAACCCUCCAGCCCUGCCGUGUGCCCUGAGCCAGCCACCUCUCCUAAACACGUCUCUUCUGUCACACCCCGAAAUGGCAGUCCUGGAACAAAGCAGAUGAAACUCAAGGGGGCCGAUGGUAAAACUGGAACGAAGAUCACUACACCUCGGGGAGCAGCUCCUCCAGGCCAGAAGGGCACAUCCAACGCCACCAGGAUCCCGGCCAAGACCACGCCCAGCCCAAAGACCCCUCCAGGCUCAGCUUCCAAGCAAGAGCAGAGAAAACUACCCCCUGCAGGGGCAAAAUCUGAGAGAGGUGAACAACCAAAAUCCGGAGAACGCAGCGGCUACAGCAGCCCCGGCUCCCCUGGGACCCCUGGCAGUCGCUCCCGCACCCCAUCCCUACCGACGCCGCCCACCCGGGAGCCCAAGAAGGUGGCAGUGGUCCGCACUCCCCCCAAGUCGCCCUCUGCCAGUAAGAGCCGCCUGCAGACCGCCCCUGUGCCCAUGCCAGACCUGAAGAAUGUCAGGUCCAAGAUUGGCUCCACUGAGAACCUGAAGCACCAACCAGGAGGUGGCAAGGUGCAGAUAAUUAAUAAGAAGCUGGAUCUUAGCAACGUCCAGUCCAAGUGUGGCUCGAAGGACAAUAUCAAACACGUCCCGGGCGGCGGCAGUGUACAAAUUGUCUACAAGCCAGUGGACCUGAGCAAGGUGACCUCCAAGUGCGGCUCCUUAGGCAACAUCCAUCAUAAACCAGGAGGGGGCCAGGUGGAAGUAAAAUCUGAGAAGCUGGAUUUCAAGGACAGAGUGCAGUCGAAGAUUGGUUCCUUGGAUAAUAUCACCCACGUCCCUGGAGGAGGGAAUAAGAAGAUUGAAACCCACAAGCUGACCUUCCGGGAGAAUGCCAAAGCCAAGACAGACCAUGGAGCAGAAAUCGUGUACAAGUCACCUGUGGUGUCUGGGGACACAUCUCCACGGCACCUCAGCAAUGUGUCCUCCACGGGAAGCAUCAACAUGGUGGACUCCCCACAGCUUGCCACACUAGCCGAUGAAGUUUCCGCUUCUUUGGCCAAGCAGGGUUUGUGAUCAGGCCCCUGGGGCGGUCAAUAAUCGUGGAGAGAAGAGAGAGUGAGAGUGUGGAAAAAAAAAAAAAAGAAUGAUCUGGCCCCUCGCCCUCUGCCCUCCCCGCUGCUCCUCACAGACCGGCCGACCGGCUUGUCACCUAACCUGCUUUUGUGGCUCGGCUUUGGCUGGGGACUUCAAAAUCAGUGAUGGGAAUAAGAGUAAAUUUCAUCUUCCAAAUUGAUUCGUGGGCUAGUAAUAAAAUAUUUUUUAAGAAAAACAUGUAAAAACAUGGCCAAACCCAACAUUUCCUUGGGCAAUUGCUAUUGAUUUCCCACCCCCACCCCCACCCCCCUUUGAGUCUUAGAGGGUGAAGGAGGCUCUGAAGGUUGUUUCUGGGGAGUUUUAAGGGACUAGGGCAACUGAUUGCUGCAGCCCCACCCUAGGGGCAUCAGGGACAGCAGCAGCGACAAAAGAUUUGGAACUUGGUGUGUUUGUGGAGCUAUAGGCAGGCAGGCGAUGCUAACGUUUGUGGAUGUGAAGGGGGGCUGAGGCAGCAAAGGCUGAGAGAUGGGUGUCAGGGAGUCAGAGGAGAGAGGGGAGGAAGACAGGUUUCUGCCAAGUAGCUUUGGGAAGAACAGAUAGCCCCAGCCGCCUGGAGUAGCCUUAGAAGGCACAACUGCCUGUUUGCUAAGGCCCUGGGGAGUAUGUGCCCCUUCUGUAGGGCAGCCCAGGCUGGAAGGUGGUACCUUGUUGUUUGGUUCUCUGAAGGCUGACCUUGACAUCACAGGGCACUGGUUUAUUCCUCCCUCUCUGCAGGGUGGGAGUCCUGAGCUGAGGGGCUUCAUUCUCCUCUCACAGAAAACCCUGCUUUAUUGAGUUCUGAAGUUUGGAAUUGCAGCCAUGAUUUUGGCCACUUCACAGACCCAGGACUUUAGGGCUAACUAGUUCUUCAUAAGGACUUGUGCCUCUUUGGGGACAUCCGCCUGUUCUCAAGCUUGGUCCUCUGGCAUUUCUGCAGGGUGAGGGAUGGGGGAGGGGCGGACAGGCCUCCCACCCCUCCCACAGCCACUGCAGCCCCUCCACCUGUCCAUCACACCCACGCGUCUGCCGAGAGCCAGUCACUGCCGUUCUCUCAUUCCGUCUCACUGUCCUGAGUGCUUAGCCUCCCCGCCCCCAUCCUGGCCCUGGGUAGAUGUGGGUAGUACCUGCUCUACACUAAGAGCUGGACUCCUGGGAGGGCAAAGAUUUGAAGCUCAGUCUCUAGUCCUACGUUCCACAAAUCUAACCAGUGUGCCUGGAGAUGACCCUGGACACUUCUGUCUGCUUUUUUUGUUUUAAACUUUAAAUAGUGGUUGCCUCCUAGGUAGGCCUGGCCCUCUUCUCGUGUAGAGCUAGAGGCAAGUCAGGUGCCAAUGUGUCGGCACCAGUAAGAGCCGACAAGACUCCCAGGGCAGGGCCACAUUCCUCUCAUCCUUCUCUUCCACCCCAGCUUGUGAUUGCUAGCCUCCCAGAGCCCAGCCACCAGUAAGUCCCCGUGCACAUAAUCAGCCCUCCACACCCCAACUUGGGGAACAUACCCCCUGGGAAUGUUUUCCUCCAAUCCCCAUGGAAGCGGUGCUGCCUGCCCUACUGGAGCAGCCAGACAUCUUCAUAGAUACAGCCCUUCCCUCCCCGUCUACACCCUGUGCGUUGUAGUUGGAUUUGUCUGUUUGUCUGGGUUCACCAGUGACUAUGAUAGUGAAAAGAAAGGAAAAAAGAAAAAAAGAAAAAAAAAAAAAGGACGCAUGUAUCUUGUAAUAUUUGUCAAAGGGUUCUAGCUCACCACCAGGGAUGGAGGUCCUGGGUAUUUCUUGGCUGCACUGGGACUUGGCUCCAGGCCAGUGCGGUGCUUCCCUGCUAGGACAUCCUAUGUUUUCAAAGUUUUUCCUCUGCAACUGGGACCUCACAGACACUGGAUUGUGACAUUGGAGGUCUCUUAGCUGCCCAGGCCUGAAGCACAGGACCAGAGAGACUCCACCUGUCAGGGAGAGCUUCCUGCUGGCCUGUUUUGCAGAGUGAAGAUGGUCCUGCCUAAUCACAGCCUCACGUCCCACAGCAGCCCUGAAAGAUGGGCUGAUAACUACUGCAUCCCGAGAGACAAGGGCAUCAGUGUCAGCUGCGAGAGCUGUGGCCCACCACAGGGCUUGGGAUGAACUGCCCCACUGAGGAAGGGGACAUUUUAGGAGACUCCCUUGGUGUCCGAGGUGUCAGCCCACUGACCUUGCAUGAGCAUCUCCUACAGCUGCAGGGAAGAGGCCUCAGGAGAAGCAUAGGAGCCUCAGGCCCAAUUCUAUCACUUCUGGCUUGGAUACAGUUAAGGAGUUAAGGACAGACACUGUGAAUGGUAGAAGGAAGCAGCCAGCCUUUCCCAUUAAAGAACAGCCUAUGGAGAAGCUUCCAGCUGCUGAUGGGCCCAAUGGAGAAAAGGGAAGUGUGGCUUGAAGCAUUGCCCCUUUAUCAUGGCUACCUAUUCUGGUUUUUAUCUUACUUCCCAUUGUCCAUUCUGCAGUUCCUGUCUGUGAAUGGGGACACUGUCAUAUCUCUUGUAGGGAGAACAGCCCCAAAAUAAUUACUUGGAGUUAUCAGGUCAGUGCUGAUAGGCAGUUUACAAUGAGAGUCUGGCUUGUGACUUCAGUGAGGACAAUCCCCCAGGGGCGCAGCACCUGUCCUUUCUUCCCAUGCCUCCCUAGUCCAGUCUUACUUAGGGUGGGCUAGAUAGGGUAUACCAUAUGCCUGGUUCCUCCAAGCUCUUAAUUUACUUUAUCAAUAGUUCCAUUUAAAUUGACUACAAUGAUAAGACUGUAUCCUGUUUGAGAUUGCUUUGUGCUAUGGGGGGAGGGGGGAGGAGGAACAUGUUAAGAUAUUUCACAAAGGCAAACAGAAGCCUUGGAGUGUAGCCAUCUGUAACCUUCAUGAUUAUGACCACUUGCUAGAGAGAAGUGCCAUGGCUUUAGCCUGGAGGCUUGUGACAGGCUUUCCCAAGGCAGAGACAGCCAGCUAGUUCCCUGCCUUCCCAGCCAGGUGUAGCUCCCAGGUUUGUGUAGGAAUCUAUGAACUACUCUUGUCUGCUGCCUUCUUUUGGUGUCCAGAGCCCACCAUCCUGCUUCCCUUCCCUCUAAGUCACUGGCACAUCAGUUAUCACUUCUGGACGGGCUUCAGAUCCACAGCCUACAACUACUAGCAGUAGCCAAGACCUCUUCCUUUAGUCUGUUCUCCAGUGAAGUAAGUGGGGCCCAGGGCAGAGGUGGUACCAACUAUAGGACUAUGGUUUUAUGAGCCUCCAAACUUCUCUCUGGCUUCUGGAAGGGUUACCUUGGGCAGUAUCUCAGUCUCACCCUCCUGAUGGAUUGUAGCCUGUGCAGUUACUGUGCUGGGCAUGAUCUCCAGUGCUUGCAAGUCCUAUGAUUUCUUUGGUGAUUUUGAGGGGGUGGGGGAGGGACAUGGAAUCAUUUUAGCUUAGCUUCCUGUCUGUGAAUGUCUAUGUAGUGUAUUGUGUUUUAACAAACGAUUUACACUGAUUGUUGCUGUAAAAGUGAAUUUGGAAAUAAAGUUAUUACUCUGAUU
Molecule: messenger RNA, 6042 nt
Organism: Chionomys nivalis (European snow vole)
Lineage: Eukaryota; Metazoa; Chordata; Mammalia; Rodentia; Cricetidae
Gene: Mapt
Product: microtubule associated protein tau
Exons: 15
Coding region: 169-2460 (763 amino acids)
Biological process (GO): microtubule cytoskeleton organization; neuron projection development
Cellular component (GO): neuron projection
Molecular function (GO): microtubule binding
Source: RefSeq, a predicted model, not a curated record